AUGAUAAACUCGAUACGGUUAUUAUCCACUCAAGCUAGCAACAAUCUUACUCAUUACCAGAUAUUAGAUAUACCUGCAACAGCAUCGAUUAAAGAAAUCAAACUUCAGUUUAAGAAACUACUGAAGAAAUAUCACCCAGAUUUAAACCAACAUUUAUCAGAUGAUGAGAGGGAUGCCAUAAAGGAGAAAUAUAUGCAGAUGAUCAGCUCCUAUGAGGUAUUGAAGGAUUUGAAACGGAAAAAAGCCUACGAUCAAUCAAUCAAUUUGAAUCAUAAACGUGAAUGGAACAACAAGUAUUAUGGGGAAGCUAAAUAUCAUUCAAAAACCAAUAAAUCAUAUAAUUACACGUCUCUGGGACUAAAUACUAAACGACAUAAAGUUAGGUUCCACAAUGGAUAUACUCCAGAUAAUACCAACGCUAAUGCCAAAUUCACCGGAGAACAUGUAAACUAUGGCGACCGAUAUGACGUGCCUCAUUUUGAUUACGAAAAGCAUCUAAAUCGAAAUUUGAAAUUUGAGCAACGAUUAAUUGAUAAAUACUUGGACCAAAGCACUCAGACCAAAAUAUUAAAUCAAAUCACUCGAUCAAACCACGAUGAUAUUCUGCAAGAAUUAAAAACCAAACAUUUACUACGUCAUGUCAACAUGAUCAGGAAUACUAACACUUCUUAUUCGGGAUCGACUUCCUCACCGAAAUAUGGAGAAUCAACUACUUUCAACGGAUCAUCUGCAUCAACGGCUUUUCAUCAAAAUAUUUAUCAAAAACCUCGUUCUACCGAUGAAGAUUCCUCCAUGUUCAAAGCAUUUGCAAUACUUGGUGGUGCAGGUAGUUCGCUAUAUUUGCUUUACCAGGUGGUAUUCUAA
Molecule: messenger RNA, 864 nt
Organism: Candida albicans SC5314
Lineage: Eukaryota; Fungi; Ascomycota; Pichiomycetes; Serinales; Debaryomycetaceae
Exons: 1
Coding region: 1-864 (287 amino acids)
Source: RefSeq, a predicted model, not a curated record